AUGGAAACACACUGGCUAAAUGUGUUGUCUGUGGUGGUGAUUGAGUCGGACCUGUUCGCUUCCCGGCCCCUGGAGCUGCUGCCACGCCGCAGUGACCACCGAGACUGCGAGGGCCCCAGGUUCAGCCGGCUCCACAGCUCAUGGCAGCAGGGACCCCACCUGGCCAAGACUCCUGCCAGACCGGUGGGACCUGCUGAGCCCAAAUCAUCCAAUCUGCGUGGGAGUCGGCCCUACGGAAAGUCUUUGAUGCCUCCAGUGGCCCGGAUCUCAGUGAAGGCCCCCACAGCUGUCCUGGAGGCGGCCGCUCCCAGCGGCUCUGACAACAGAGCUGUUCAGACAAGAGGAUCCAGGCAUCUCAAGAAGAUGACUGAAGAGUACCCAACCCUUCCCCAGGGAGCAGAAGCCUCCCUGCCGCUGACAGGAAGUGUGUGCUGCGGCAUCCCCAGCAUCCUCCGGAAAAUGUGGGUGAGGCAUAAGAAGGCCGAGUACGUGGGAGCGACCAACAGCGCCUUUGAGGCCGACUAAAGGCGACCUUCCCACGUGCAAAACAAAGGUCACUGCACGGAGGGAGAACGCUGGAUUGGAAUGGAGCCUCAUGAACACAUUUACCUCUGCAAGUACCUGGUACAAACACAUCCUAUCACCCUCCCUCACUACCCAAUCCCCCAGCCUAGGAUGCACAAAAGGAGCUUCCCUCGAAGGUAAAA
Molecule: messenger RNA, 707 nt
Organism: Pipistrellus kuhlii (Kuhl's pipistrelle)
Lineage: Eukaryota; Metazoa; Chordata; Mammalia; Chiroptera; Vespertilionidae
Product: vexin-like
Exons: 2
Coding region: 1-525 (174 amino acids)
Biological process (GO): neuron differentiation; neurogenesis
Source: RefSeq, a predicted model, not a curated record